GUGACGUGCUCACCCUCGCACUCGGACGGAUUGUUUUGAGCCUCAGUCAACUUCCCUCUCCCCUCUUGGCACUCCAAUUGCUCUCUCUCCUUGCCGUGCAGCCCGAACAUUGAUCCAUCCUUUCUUCAUCCGACCCCCCACUACCCAAAGACUCCGACCGGGUUCUGUGUAACCCUGUAUACAACCAUGGGCACGUCGACGAUCCAUCCGUCGCAAAGGCGGCUGUCCUGCGAUGUCUGCCGGCGGCACAAGACGAGAUGUUUACGGAUCAAGCAGGACGACCCAAAAUGUGCGCGCUGCACUAUGCUCGACGAAGAAUGCAAUGUUGGCGGGCCAAAAAAAGGUUGGGAGACCGAGGAAGUUAGACUCAGCUCGUGCAGACAAGGAGUCGACUGAGCAGCCCCGAGCGAAGCCAGUUCGCUCGCAGAAGAGCAGACGACUGCAAGGAGACCGCAGAGCGUCCCAAGCCCUACGAGCGUGUCGCCAGAAUCGGAUAUCUUCCUAGAGAGCAUGAUGCUCUCACCAAUAACUAUACCAACAACUAUACCAACAACCACCAUCUCUAUAGCGGCGCCGCCGGUUGAAACCACCACAAACGUUGUCUUUGCCCUCGAGUCAACGUGGCCCACUCCUGCGACAGCUGACCUGCAAACUUGGUCACUCCCUGUCCCAGAGCGACUACCGUUAAAGAUCUCAAGUUGCUUCAAGCAUAGCUCCGCCUUUGCCGACUACGACUGGAACAUAGACGACAACGACGUACUAAGGAUAAAGUCAAGUCAGCUCAGCCUCACUGACACAUGCUCCGACCCAGCUCGCCUGGUGAUACCGGAGCUGGGUUCCCCUAUGGGCAGUAUCGAGCUCUCUGACGCCUUAUCGAAGCUAUCGAAGCUGAACAACGACUUACACGUCCGUAUGGCAGCCAUUGAAACGCAUCAGUCCGUUACAACCCUGAGCAGCAUCCUCUUCCGCGAGGGGCCGCUAUUCAUCGAUAAUCUCACCCUCGGAGAGUUCACGUUGAGCUCGACUCAGGAUCUCUUCCAGGUACUAUCGCGGCUUCUCAAUAACCGAAACUGCCAUACACCACUCGAAAGUGCGCACAUGCUCGAUAUUAUAAACCUGUCAGGCCUGGACGGCCAGUCUUCGUCGCCGCAUUCUUACGGAGGCGGACACAAUGGACCAAGUCCAAACCUUGCACCCCCCUUCCCAUCCGCCUCUCAGCCGUUGCUGGCUCCUCUUGUGUUGACCAUCACAGCCGUCUUCACCCAGCUCAUAUCCCUCUAUGAGGUUCUCCUCAAGCACAUGAUCCUCUGGCUCGAGAACAUCCCCGCCGAACCCUUCGGACCCAUCUCGGGACUUCGAAUCGGCGACGUGUCGCCGCAGGAUCUCUGCGCGCAGGGAAUCCGCUUUUCCAACGCCUCGCUCAACUUCCUGGAGAGAAUCGAGCAGAUCCUCGGCCUUAACGGACUGCCUGAGUGGGGAGGACCGGGCUUGCUGUCCAUGCAGCAGAUUGAUCUGCUCUGGAGCGUGUUGGACGGUGGCGAGGGUAUUGCUCCGGGCCACGGCUUCAUGCGGCCGGCGUAUGUGAAGAGGUCACUCUGGAAGGCUUUGUCAGUCAUGAGUCGAGUCGUGUCUCCGUAAAUGGCUCCGGUAGGCGAGAUGAGACAAACCAUUGUAAUACAUAUCAUGUACAAUAGAGAAGGUCAUGAUGAUAUCAAGACAAGAAUCAGAUAAAGAAGUAAAAUACCUUUUGAGUGCGCC
This is a messenger RNA of Fusarium verticillioides 7600, 1758 nucleotides long. RefSeq lists its product as hypothetical. The transcript has a single exon. The coding region runs from base 511 to 1638 and encodes 375 amino acids. NCBI's taxonomy places the organism in Eukaryota, Fungi, Ascomycota, Sordariomycetes, Hypocreales, Nectriaceae. The record is from RefSeq and is a predicted model, not a curated record.